Fraxinus pennsylvanica is the source of this 906-nucleotide messenger RNA. The record is from the annotation of a GenBank genome assembly. NCBI's taxonomy places the organism in Eukaryota, Viridiplantae, Streptophyta, Magnoliopsida, Lamiales, Oleaceae.
AUGUCUGAUGAUCAAAACAAGUAUCCUUAUCAACCCUACAAUUCUUUUCAUCAUGAUCUUAAUAUGGCGUCAGGGUUUUUGGGAUCAAACCUUGUUGGAUUUGAUCCUUCUCAUAUCAGCUUCACUGAUUGCUUGCAUGAAGGAGUGCAUUACAACGCUCUGUCAAAUACUUUUGACAUUUCUUGUUCAUCAUCUCAUGCUGGUAAUUAUCCUGCAAAUGAUACUUGUAAUUCAAACAAAGAUAUCAGUGUUGGAGAGCCAUCCGCAGCAGGAGGGAAUAAUGAAAAUCCAUUGACGCCAAAUUCUGCCGAGUUUUCAUCCUCUUCUGCGGUUGGAGGUGAAGAGGAAUCCUCAAAAAGCAAGGAAGAUCUGCAGAAAAAAGUGUUCGAAGAUGGAGAGGAAAAGUCUAAAAAAGUGAACAAACCAAAACAGAAAGGGGAGAAAAAGAAAAGAGAACCCCGUUUUGCCUUCAUGACAAAGAGCGAAAUCGAUAAUCUUGAAGACGGUUAUAGAUGGAGGAAAUAUGGCCAGAAAGCAGUGAAAAAUAGCCCUUUUCCAAGGAGUUAUUAUAGAUGCACCACUCAGAAGUGCACUGUGAAGAAAAGAAUUGAAAGAUCAUUUCAAGAUCCAUCUGUGGUGAUCACCACCUAUGAAGGCCAGCACAACCACCACAGUCCGGCCAUGCUUCGCGGCCAGGCCACCGCCAUGUUGGCAUCUUCGUUGCAGCCUGCAGUCCCAAGUUUUCCGCAGGACUACAUCCUUUCUCAAAUGCUUCCAACAAGUAACCAAACCCACCCAAAUUCCAUGUAUUAUAAUAACCUUAAUCCUCAGCAUCAACUUCAACUUCCUGAGUAUAACUUUAUGCCUGACAUGUUUCCCUCAUUUGUUCACAAAGAGGAACCAUGA